This is a messenger RNA of Temnothorax curvispinosus, 555 nucleotides long. RefSeq lists its product as uncharacterized. The transcript has 3 exons. The record is from RefSeq and is a predicted model, not a curated record. The annotation marks the transcript as partial. Lineage: Eukaryota; Metazoa; Arthropoda; Insecta; Hymenoptera; Formicidae.
AUGCAAAGUGAUGGAGAAGGCAAAGCCGCGAAAAUCCAGAGCAAGAAGAUGGAAGCCACCGGGGAAGCAACGGGAACAGUAGACUUAAUUAAAUCACAGAAAAAGUUAGGUCAGAUACAGGAUAAAGAUGAGAAGAAAGUAGACACUCUUACAUCCCAGAAUAAUGAAGAAUAUCUGUUCAUAGGAGCGAUUGAAAAUAAUAGCGAGAAACAUGUCUGGUUAACGGAGCUAGAAAUAAACGAGAAAAGAAUGAAAUUCAAACUCCGGAAGUAUUUCGAAGGUUGUGAGCAAUACAUAGAUGAUGUUAUUGUCUGGGGGAAAAACAAAGCGGAACACGAUGAAAGACUAAGGAAAGUUUUAGAAACUGCCAAAAGGAACAAAGUCAAAUUUAACUUAAGUAAAUGUCAGUUUGGUAAAAGUAAUGUCAAGUACAUGGGGCAUAUUAUCAGUGCUGAGGGUGUCGCGUUAGAUGAAAGCAAAGUAACAGCUAUUAAAGAACUGCAAACUCCUAAGUGUAAAGAAGAUGUACAACGUGUGUUGGGAAUGUUAACUUAU